This is a messenger RNA of Leishmania mexicana MHOM/GT/2001/U1103, 2556 nucleotides long. RefSeq lists its product as hypothetical. Gene Ontology annotation, cellular component: Mre11 complex. Gene Ontology annotation, molecular function: damaged DNA binding; protein binding. Bases 1 to 2556 code for a protein of 851 amino acids. The transcript has a single exon. Lineage: Eukaryota; Euglenozoa; Kinetoplastea; Trypanosomatida; Trypanosomatidae. Gene Ontology annotation, biological process: double-strand break repair via homologous recombination; mitotic G2 DNA damage checkpoint signaling. The record is from RefSeq and is a predicted model, not a curated record.
AUGUGGGUCAUCCUCUUCCACGACACGCCCCACUUUUGGUUGGUCGGCGGGGAGUCCUACCGCGUCGGCAAGGCGGACUGCCACGUCGUCAUUCAGGGUGACCGCAGCAUCAGCCGCACGCACCUCACCAUCACCGUUGGCUUGCAGUUGUCCACGGGGGCCCGUGAUGCCGAGGAGUGGGGCCCGCAGCCCAUUUCCCUGCUCGACUCAUCCACCUACGGCACCGCCAUCGUAGCGUGCGGAGAGGAUGCCGACGACGCCGAGACACUCGACGACACUCCACCUAACGGAGGUGAUAGCCAUGCCGGCGGUGCCGGGGCUGCGGCGUCACCUGCACUGGAGAUGGGUGUGCUCGGCUUGUGCUACGCCCCCGCUGCGGCCGCUGCAGUAGCGGCAGUCCACAAGCGGCAGCGCUCCGGCUCGACCUCAGGCCGCGGGGCACCCCAGCCUGCUCUGCAGCUGACCAAGGAAGUCCCUUGGGAUGUACCGGUGCAUCGCUCCUCCUGGCACCAGUUUACCAUUCAUCUAGGCCAUCAUGGUGCUGCACUGAAGCUAGUGUGGCUAGACGUGUCGGCCCUGUGCGAGGACGUGAGCGUGGAUGUGCAGCCAAAGCUGUUGCAUGCGCUGCACUGCUGCGGUGUGCGGCAGGAGACUGUCCCUGGAAGCACGCAAACCUUGAGUGCGACCGAGACACAAGGCAGCGCUGUGGGACGCUUGUGCAUUGACGGCAGCAGCCUUUCUCUGAGCCAGCGGUCGGCGGUGGCAGGGACACCUUCGGCGACUCUAUCUCCCACUGCCGUGACCGCUGCUGCUGCAGCUGUUGGCGAAACAACGCUCUCUUCACGCCUUUUACGCUGCUACAACACGGUGAGCUUUCUGGUGACGAGCACGGUGCAGCCCUCGACCGCGGUUGUCGCGAUGCUAUGCAGAGCUGUGCCCAUCGUAACCCCCGCCUUCUUCAUGGCCGUUUGUGACCGCGCCUCGCCGCAGAUUCCGCUACCCGAUCCGUCGCGCUACUUGCCGCCCCUGUCUUCGUGGUGGCGUGACUUCCUGACGCACGUGCGGCCGCCCGCCGACGAAUCGCGCCCCUGUGAGGGCGAUGCCUCGGUGACCGCGUCCACUUUCUCACCCCCCUCCACCACGGUGACAUCGGUGGCAGGCGAGUCAGCCGGUGCAACUGCUGCGGCGUCGCACCUGCGGUACUUCGCCCCACACCCGCAGCGCCGAGAGCUGUUUAGCGGUAUCACCUUUCUCCUCCUCCAGUGGCCGCUGUACGAGGAGGUGCUGAAUUACCUCAACGGCACUGGUGCCCGUGUGGCGUGGGAAGAUGGCGGUAUUCGCGGCCUCUCAGCCCCGCUCCGCGCGUCCACCUCGUCCUCACGAGGGGCGCUUGAGGCGCUACAGUCAUUCUUUGUGCGUCAUCAGCGGCAUGUCCUGCUCUUCAACGAGACAGAGCCGCUGCUGCCAUGGCCAGGGUGCGUGGAUGUUGUGCGGCACGGCCUGAGCCUCUGCAGUGUCGAGUACGGCGCGCUGAUCGAGGCGAUUGUGACGAUGCGGCCCUUGCCACUGCCCCCCUACCCGGCCGACGUGCAGAUGCCGCAGACCUUCGAGGAGGUGGAGGCUCGCGUGGCGGCGGCGACGGCAUUGGCAUCCGCCCCACCCGCGGCCACGGCGCAGGAGGCGGCGGAGGAGCACACGCAAGACGGUGAUGAGAAGGGACGCCGGACUGAUGCGCAGCCGCUCUUCCCGGAGCUGGUGGGAGGCAGGGACGCCGGCGUGGGCCGCGGUGAUAUGUGCGACACUCAUAUCCAUCGAAGACCACGGAAAGAGGACGUAGACGGGUGGGUGAGCUUCGAGCGGCCUGCCACCAUUCCACCCAUGGCCACAGGGCUCUCAACGGACAGCAAGCCCAACGGCAGUGCCAUUGUGCGCACAGUGGAGUUGCUUGUGGGGCCCUACUCCUUGCCCCCCUAUCCCUGCUUCGAGGACCCCAACGCCGCCUCCGUCGAUGCGAGAACAACUGCUGCUACCGGCGUCGGAUUCGCACGCGGUGCGAAGCUUUUUGUGAAGCAGGCGCUUCCUCCAGCUGAACCGCUGGUGGAGCUUGAAGCGCACCGCGCUCGGCGUCAGCUGGCGGCCAGCAUGCUGACAGCUCGCGUGCCCACGGUGGACGCCGAGAAUGUCGUGCCAGAGCAGGUGGUGAUGGGGAACGGCGGGCUGGCGAGUCGCGUUGCGGAGGCGGCCAGUGCUGCCUUUAACGCCUUCGACACCGUGGCGCACCAUGCAUCUAGCAGGCGGAGGGGAACAGCUACACGACGGGGAGGACGCGGUGGCGGCACUUCUGCUGCAGCAACCAGGACACCUGCCGAUCGUCUUCCCCGCGGUGGCAUGGCGCGCGCGGCGAGCCGUCGUCCAGCUGCCAAUAUCGUGUCUGUGGAAGACGAAGAGGAUAUGACGACAGGGCCUGUCGAAGCGACCGCCCCGCGCGGUGGUCGUGGCGGGGACGCGUCCGCCUCGGCCGCGUUUCACAUAUUCGACAUUGACGGGAUCUUCUGA